GCAAGAUAUUUUCUUGGAUAUAUGGAGGGGCCCAAAGCAAGCUUAAUAAAAACUACAUUAACAAACUUUCACUUCAUGUUAAAUUAUGAAGAGGCUGAUGAUAUUAAUUAUAUGAAUUAUUUUUUAUAAUUCUUUAUACCCACUAACAUUCAUAGUAACUGAUCACAUGUUGUUUGUGGGACAGGGCUGCUUGGCGAUAUCAGGCUGCUGAACUUGGAAGUGUUGAACUUACAAUUCAAUAUGCUCAUAGAAUUCCCAUAUUUCGGUGUUAAAUCUUUGUCUUCUCUAUUAUCCUAUAUUUUGAGUGACAUAUGUAGUUACUGAAACGUGAAUCAAAAGUAUAUCCUUUUUCAAAAAAGAGAUUACCGGGCCAUCAUUUUAAGAAAAAUGCUAAAAGGAAGAUAUAGACAAGACCUUUCUCAUUCACGUAAUCUGAAGGAGCUGUGGCUUGAUGCUAAUUACUUGGAGGGCAGUAUUCCAGAAUCUAUUACGUCUCUUACUUCCCUCACCACAUUGACAUUAGACAAUAACAACCUGACUGGAUCAUUGCCACAAGAAGGAGGCUUGUGCAAUCUGAAGAAUCUUUCCCUAUUGAAUCUUGCUGUCAAUGAAUUUGAGGGGCAACUUCCUGCAUGCCUUGGCAAUUUGACGUCUCUACGUACGCUUUAUCUUAAUAAAAAUCGUUUUGAAGGAACAUUUCCUUCCUCACUUUUUCAUGCUCUGAGGUCCCUAACAGCAAUUUUUCUUUCUGAUGACAAUUUUAGUGGUUCCUUUUCACUCUCUUCACUUGCCAACCACUCCAACCUUAAAGUCUUUAGCAUCUCUUGCUCUAACGCCCAUCUAAAGCUUGAAACUGAGAAUCCCCCAUCUAUUCCUUCCUUCCAGUUGAGGCUUUUUAGAAUCCACAAAUGCUCUCUAAAUGAAGCGAACAAUAAGACAAUGCCUACCUUUCUUCUUCAUCAAUAUGACUUGCUGGCUCUAGAACUUAGCCACUUGAACAUUUCUGGGACCUUCCCGUCAUGGCUUUUGACAAACAACACGAGAUUAAGUUAUUUCAAUCUGACGCACAACUUGUUCACUACUCCCUUUAAACUCAAUCCUGCCUCAAAACUGCUUCAAAUGGAGUCCUUUGAUAUUUCCUCUAACCCCAUCAGAGAUGAAAUGCCAUCUCAUAUUGGAUACAUUUUUCCCAACUUGAUUUCUCUUAAUAUGUCAUCAACUUCAUUGCGAGGUUAUUUUCCAGCUUCAAUAGGUGAAAUGAGACAAUUGAAUGAUCUUGACUUGUCAAAUAAUAAUUUAUUUGGCUCUUUGCCUCAAGAAUUUGGUCAAGGGAACAAUGAAUUGAGAUUUUUGAAGUUGUCAAACAACAACCUGAGUGGCUCAUGUCUUCCCAUAGGAUCAAAUUUCACACAUUUGUUGUCUCUUGAUCUCAACAACAAUAACUUCAAAGGAAAAUUUCAAGGUGGCUUCAUGAACAGUACUGGAUUGAUAAUGUUGGAUUUAAGUGCCAAUCAACUAUUUCGUGAAAUACCUAGCUGGAUUGGAAAUUUCAAGAUUUGA
This is a messenger RNA of Neltuma alba, 1560 nucleotides long. Its product is annotated as receptor-like protein 1. Gene Ontology annotation, molecular function: protein binding. The transcript has 3 exons. Bases 388 to 1560 code for a protein of 390 amino acids. The record is from RefSeq and is a predicted model, not a curated record. Lineage: Eukaryota; Viridiplantae; Streptophyta; Magnoliopsida; Fabales; Fabaceae.